Molecule: messenger RNA, 6288 nt
Organism: Acomys russatus (golden spiny mouse)
Lineage: Eukaryota; Metazoa; Chordata; Mammalia; Rodentia; Muridae
Gene: Ttc3
Product: tetratricopeptide repeat domain 3
Exons: 45
Coding region: 10-5967 (1985 amino acids)
Biological process (GO): ubiquitin-dependent protein catabolic process
Molecular function (GO): ubiquitin-protein transferase activity; protein binding
Source: RefSeq, a predicted model, not a curated record
CUGUGCAGCAUGGACGACCUUGCUGAGGGAGGCCUCAGCUUGGCAGAUGAUGUCUUACUGGAGGAUUACCCUUACGAGGAGGACUGUGUCUGUGUUCCUGACUUUACCACAGACGACUAUGUCCGAGUGACCCAGCUCUACUAUGACGGCGUGGGUAUGCAAUAUAAAGAUUAUGCCCAAAGUGAGAAAAAUUUAGAAUAUGACAUCUGCAAUAUAUGGUGCAGUAAGCCACUCUCCAUCCUGCAAGAGUACUGUGACACCAUUAAGCUGUACAUCUUCUGGCCACUUCUCUUCCGACAUCAACACAGUUCUGUCAUAUCAAGAUUGCAUCCCUGUGUAGAAGCCACCCGUUCUCGAGCUGCUGAGAUAAGUUUGAAGAAAUUACAACAUCUUGAGUUGAUGGAGGACAUUGUGGAUUUGGCAAAGAAAGUUGCAAAUGAUUCAUUCCUUAUUGAAGGCUUAUUGAGAAUUGGUUUUAAAAUAGAAAAUAAAAUCUUGGCAAUGGAAGAAGCUUUAAAUUGGAUAAAAUACACAGGCGAUGUAACAAUUCUACCUAAAUUAGGAUCAGUUGACAGUUGCUGGCCCAUGCUAAGUAUUUUCUUUACCGAGUAUAAGUACCAUAUUACUAAAGUUGUAACUGAAAAUUGCAACUUGCUUGAAGAAUUUAGAAGACACAGUUGUAUGCAGUGCGUAAAGCAAGGAGAACUAAUGAAAAUGAGAGGAAAUGAAGAGUUUUCCAAACAAAGAUUUGAAAUAGCUGUCAUCUAUUACACCAGAGCCAUUGAGUAUAGACCUGAGAACCAUCUUCUUUAUGGUAACCGAGCUCUCUGUUUUCUUCGUAUGGGACAGUUUAGAAAUGCGCUCAGUGACGGGAAGAGAGCCAUUGUUUUGAAGAACACCUGGCCAAAGGGUCAUUAUCGUUAUUGUGAUGCUCUUUCUAUGCUGGGGGAACAUGACUGGGCCCUGCAAGCAAACAUAAAAGCUCAAAAACUCUGUAAAAAUGACCCUGAGGGAAUCAAGGAUCUAAUUCAGCAGCAUGUAAAGUUACAAAAACAAAUAGAAGAUCUACAAGGUCGGACAUCAAAUAAGAAUCCAAUUAAAGCUUUUUAUGAAAGCAGGGCGUACACACCUAGACAUUCAUCAGCACCUGCCUUUAGAACAUCCCUUAACUUUGUGGAAACAGAAAGAGGUUUCAGGAAAACUAAGUACAGAAUGGCAAGUGGUGGCAAUCAGAAUCUGAAGGUGGCAGAUGGGGCUCUGAAGGGAGACGAUUGUGACUGUCAUCCUGAGUUUCUGCCACCUCCAAGUCAGCCUCCAAAACAUAAAGGAAAACAAAAAUCACGAAACAGUGAAUCAGAGAAGCCCAGUUCCAAUUCACAAGCAAAUUUACCAGUAGAUUUGAAAAACAUUUUGGAGAAACAGUUUUCAAAAUCUUCCAGAGCUGUGCACCAGGAUUUCGCUAACAUCAUGAAGAUGCUAAGGAGCUUGAUUCAGGAUGGGUACACAGCCUUGUUGGAGCAGCGCUGCCGCAGCGCUGCCCAGGCCUUCACGGAGCUGCUCAAUGGCCUGGAUCCUCAGAAGAUAAAGCAAUUGAACCUGGCUAUGAUUAACUAUGUACUAGUAGUCUAUGGACUGGCUAUUUCUCUCCUUGGAAUAGGACGGCCUGAGGAGCUUUCUGAAGCUGAGAACCAGUUUAAAAGGAUCAUCGAACACUAUCCCAAUGAGGGGCUUGACUGCUUGGCCUACUGUGGAAUAGGAAAGGUGUACUUGAAAAAAAACAGAUUUCUUGAAGCUCUUAAUCACUUUGAAAAAGCAAAGACUUUAAUUUAUCGUCUCCCCGGAAUUCUAACUUGGCCCACAAGUAAUGUGAUUAUUGAAGAAUCUAAGCCAGAAAAAAUCAAGGUGAUGCUGGAGAAGUUUGUCGAAGAAUGCAGGUUCCCCCCAGUGCCGGAUGCUGUUUGCUGCUAUCAGAAGUGCCGUGGAUACUCCAAAAUUCAGAUAUACCUAACUGACCCAGACUUUAAGGGUUUUAUACGGAUUAGCUGUUGCCAAUACUGUAAAGUAGAAUUUCACAUGAACUGCUGGAAAAAGUUAAAAACAACAACUUUUAAUGAUAAAAUUGACAAGGAUUUUCUGCAAGGACUCUGUCUCACACCUGACUGUGAGGGAAUCAUUUCUAAGAUCAUCAUCUUCAGCAGUGGUGGGCAGGUCAAAUGUGAGUUUGAACACAAGGUCAUAAAAGAAAAGGUUCCUUCAAGACCUGUUCUGAAACAGAAAUGUUCCAGCCUAGAGAAAUUGAGACUGAAAGAAGACAAAAAAUUGAAGAGAAAGAUCCAAAGACAAGAGGCAAAAAAAUUAGCACAAGAAAGAAUGGAAGAGGAUUUAAAAGAAAGUAAUCUACCCAAAAACAAAGAGCCUGAAGAAACUGUAGACAGUGCUCAGAGUUGUCAGUUUCUUGACGACAGAAUCCUGCAGUGCAUAAAGCAGAACGCUGACAAGAUAAAAUCUGGGAUAUUGAACACGUCCACACUUCUCAAAGAGCUGCUUUCCUGGAAGGUUCUGAGCACAGAAGACUACACAGCGUGUUUCUCUAGCAAGAACUUUCUCCGUGAGGCUGUGGACUAUGUUAUCCAGCACUUGGUUCAAGAAAAAAGCCGAGUAAAGACACGGAUAUUUCUGCAUGUGCUGAGCGAACUUAAAGAGGUAGACCCCAAAUUGGCUCCCUGGAUCCAGAGACUCAAUAGUUUUGGCUUAGACGCCACGGGACCCUUCUUCACUCGGUAUGGAGCCUCUCUCAAGGAGCUUGAUUUAGGCGCCCUGACUUCCCUCUGGGAUGAACAGUUCGGCCACAGACUGGGCUCUAUAGAAGGGAAGCAGCUGGAUUACUUCUGUGAGCCGGCGGCGGCGAUGGAGGCCCGCUGUCUGAUAUGGCUGUUGGAGGAGCACAGGGACACGUUCCCCGCCCUGCACAGCGCCUUAGACGAGUUCUUUGAUAUAAUGGAUAGCCGCUGCACCAUACUACGGAAACAAGAUAGUGAUGAGAUGCCAGUUGGUUGUAUCAAGGUGAAAAACAAAGGCAAAAAAAAGAAGCCAAAAGAUUCAAAGCCGAUGUUAGUGGGAUCCGGAACAGCAUCAGUAGCAGCAAGUAGUGAGACUGUCACUCCAGAAGACCCUAACAGGCGCAAUUCAGAUUCCGCGGCCCCGUUUGCAGUGCCUGAGCACCUUCGGCAAGAUGUGGAGGAGUUUGAGGCGCUCUUUGACCAGCACAGCAGCGAGUAUGUUGUCCGCAAUAAGAAGCUGUGGGAUAUUAACCCCAAACAGAAAUGCUCAACUCUGUACGACUACUUUUCUCAGCUGUUGGAGGAGCAUGGCCCCCUGGAUAUGAGCGACAGGAUGUUCUCUGAGGAGCACGAGUUUUUCCCUGAAGAGACUCGGCAGAUCCUGGAGCAGGCGGGAGGGCUGAGGUCGUUCCUCCUGGCCUGUCCUCGCUUCGUUGUCAUUGACAACUGCAUCGCACUGAAAAAGGUCGCCUCGCGACUCAAGAAAAAAAGGAAGAAGAAAAACAUUAAAACUAAAGUUGAAGAAAUGUCGAAAACAGGAGAAUAUUUACACGUUAAACUACCACUAAACCCGAGUGCUAGGGAAUUUAAACCAGACGUAAAGUCUGCAGCGGUGUCUGAGGACGCGCAGUCCAUGCCAGGACCUGCCGAGGACUCUCCAAAACCAGCUGCCGAGGACCUGAAGCCACAGCUGGACUCUGACAGCUCCUCCGGGUCAGCUUCGGAGGACAGCAGGCUGGAAGUGGUCUCUCCUGACUGUCCUAUACCACUCUGUGAGGACGCACACCGCGGGCCAGCUGCUCCUUCCCCCACACCCGCGCCUGAAGAUGCCAAACCAACAUACUGGACUCAGUCACACGUGGUCACAGGAUUCUGCACUUACCUUCCUUUUCAAGGAUUUGACAUCACCCAGCCUCGGCCAGCGUACAUUAACAUGGUGCCAAGCCUGUCCCAGUUCACUGGCAUUUACACACCUUUGGCCAGCAUUUCCUCUGAGUACUCCAUGCAGAGAUCCAUGCCAGUGAUGCCACCUUUUGUAGCCAGCGACAGAGCAGAUAAAAGUGCGGCUGCAUAUUUUGAAGGUCACAAUCUGAACACUGAGAGUGACCCUGGUAAGCAGAUUGCCUCUGAAACACAGAGCCUUGAGAGUUGUCUGGAAGAGUGUGUAAAGUCCCAGAGCAGCCCAGCUGGUGAUGACGCGGCUCUGAGUGACCCUGACAGGAACAGCAGGCAUGAUGGGAGCUCAGACAGCAAGCGGGAAGCUUCUCUAGAAAGUAUCAGUGGAGGAGCAGAUGUUCCACACGCACCAGCAGCUGCCAUACAGGUGUCCAGGAGUGUGAUCCAUCAGGAAGUUAAUACUGAGCCAUAUGAACCUUUUGAAGUCCAGCAGGGAGACCUUUCCCAGAUUGAAAAGGAGUACUACUUGUUAAAAGACCAGCUUGCGGCAGCUUGUGAGAACUGUGAGGAGACAGAACGCAGGAGCUCAGAAGAGACCGGGGACCUGGAAGAAAAGCUGAAAAGGCACGCCGAAGAAAGCAAGAUUUCAAAGACGGAAUUAGACUGGUUCCUUCAAGAUUUGGACAGAGAAAUUAAAAAAUGGCAGCAAGAGAAAAAAGAAAUCCAAGAAAGAUUAAAAGCCCUGAAGAAAAAAAUUAAAAAGGUUAUAAACACCAGCGAAAUGUCUGCCCAGAACAGCGACGGGUUAGAUAAGGAACGCGAACCCCACGUGGACCAGUCCCUCGGAGUCAGCAGGGCGCUCACAAGUGAGAAGGUGAAAGUGGAAGAGCGCAUCAAGAAAGGGAAGGAGCGCUUCGAAGAGAGUCACCAGAGAGCUGUGGCUGCGGAGGUGUCUGUGCUUAAGAACUGGAAGGAGCGAGACAUCCAUAAGCUGCAGGGCGUGGCCUCCCAAGCAGAAGCCUGUCUCAGAAACCUCCAGCAGAUGAGCAGUGACUCUGCAGCGUAUCCUGACGUGGAGGGUGAUGCACGCUCAUGGGAAUCAUUUCUCUCUAAUGUAAGAGAUGAAAUUGAGAACACAAAGUCUCAGUUUGAAGACCAAAUUAAGGCCAUUAAAAACGGUUCUCGACUUAGUGAACUUUCCAAAGUGCAGAUUCCUGAGCUUUCAUUUCCUGCUUGUGUGACGACGCACCCUCAGUUCCCCUCUGAGUCUUUUGAGGACCACGGGCUGGCGGCUUGUGUAGACAGCGGCGCGGCUGGAGCAGUCCACACAGGUUCUCACACAGAGCCUGCUAGCGGCUGCCCAGAGGAGAUUCCUGAACUGUCACUAGGAUCACCAACCCAUCAGCCUGAGUCUGUGCAAGAGUUGGAGCUCAAGAGAGCUAGCCAGGUGUCUCCAUCAGAGCAAAGCCCUGAGGCUGAUGAGAAACAACCUGGACAGGCUGCGAGGUCAAGCCAGUCCCCACAAAAGCCUUCCAGCAGUGUUAUUGAGCAGCUGUCGGUGAUAUUCCCAUCUUACGCCAGCACCGAGCUUGCUGGCUUCAUUAAAAAGGUUCGAAACAAAAACAAGAACUCAGUCUCAGGAUUAAGUGUUGAGGAGAUUGUUGAGAGAGUGACAGAGCAUAUUCUAGAUGAACAGAAAAAGAGAAAGCCAAGUCCAGGAAAAGACAAGAAGACCUCUGAGGCUCACUCCGCUGCCUCUGUGGCCCAGCCCUCCCAGAGUCCACAAUUGGCAGUUGCUGGACCAUCAUCCAAAACCAAAGGCCAGAGAAAAGAUGGCGUCCCUGUACCAGAAGGAAAUUCCUGUGAGAUAUGUCAUGAGGUAUUCAAGUCAAAAAACAUGCGCGUGCUUAAAUGCGGGCACAAGUUUCACAAAGGGUGCUUUAAGCAGUGGCUUAAAGGGCAGAGCACGUGCCCCACCUGUGGCAGCGCGGACCUGCUGUCGGAAGAGUAAGCUGCUGCAGCGUCGGUGCCAGCGCAGCAGCAGACGGGCUGCCUUCCUGUUGCCGUAGGUAGCCUCUGCCUUCACUUACUUGAUGAGUAGAAGUAACAGCACUGUCCUGUUCUCAGUGUAAAACAGCAAACACUGUGCAUCACAAAGCUGACCAAUGGCAAUCUUCAGAACAGUGACAGCCUCGUGUGCUGAGCUUCUCAAAGCAGUGCUCAAACUGAGAAGAUUCUUAGCCUGGAACUGUAGGAUCCUCUUCAUCAAUCUUUAAGGUGAUAAUGAACCAGUUGAUCCACAUUUUGGAAAUCAGAUAUAAAAUUGUUUGUU